CGCCCUCCGCUAUGUUGGGCGCGCACACAGUCGCCUAGGCUCAACGCUCCUCAGCCACCACCGCCGCCGGGGUGAGUGAGAAUUGAGAGAUAACGGUGCGCCUGGCGUCCUGAUUUCAGAGCGUCUUCGCUCUGGCCUCUGAGAAUCGCGCGUGCGCAAUCCUCCUCUCAUUCUCGGAACCCUCGAACAUGUACAUUGGAUGGUCGCGGAGGCGCGGCUAGAAGGCCGACCAAUCAGGACGUCGGGUUGUUGCGCUCCCUCACUGGCUGGCUUCCCCAUCUUCUCCUAGGCUUUUCUCUUCCCCUCUGAUCCCCUCACUGCCCCUGAUGCUUCUAGUUGGAUGACCCUGAGCCUCGGUUUACUCAUCUACAAACUGAAAGUAAAGUCAGGAAAUAAGAAAAGGCCACCCAUUGGCGUCACCCUCGUUAGCACCAAUCGGUGCCCUGUGGGCAUCUUCCCAGCCCUAUCUCCCGACUUUCCAGAAAGGAAGGGGACUCAGGGAAAACAGAUUCAGAAGGGAGGAGAGACAGAGAGAGGGAAGAAAGAGGAGAGGGAGACAGAGGGAAGAGAGAGGAAAGAAAGAGGAGAGAGAGACAGAGGGAAGAGAGAGGAAAGAAAGAGGAGAGAGAGACAGAGGGAAGAGAGAGGAAAGAAAGAGGAGAGAGAGACAGAGGGAAGAGAGAGGGAAGAAAGAGGAGAGAGAGACAGAGGGAAGAAAGAGGGAAGAGAGGAGAGAGGGAAGAAAGGAGAGAGACAGAGAGAGGGAAGAGAGAGAGAGAGGAGAGAGGGAAGAAAGAGGAGAGAGGGAAGAGAGAGGAGAGAGAGACAGGAAGAGAGGGAAGGAGAGAAGAGACAAAGACAAAGGAGAGAGAGAGAGAGAGAGAAUAUGAACUUUUUAAAGCAUUUAUUGUGUACUAGGCAUUGUACAAAGUUACUGGGAUACAGAUUCAGGGAGACCAGACUGCCCCUGCCCUCAUAGAUCCUAUGUUCUAAUUGGGAAACACAAAACAUAAAGGGAAGAAAAGCUUGGCGGGGGCUCCUCAUUCCCUCCUCCUGAGCAUGGAUCCAUUUAUUGUUCAGCUCUGGUCAACUGGCAUUUAUGAAGAAGCACCCACUGGGUGCCAGGCCCUGAGCUGAGCUUUGGCUGGAGAGACAAAGAAAGUAAAAGACAUCCCCAGUCUUUCUGAGGGGGGAAACCACCUGGAAACAACUACUGACAAAGAAGACUCCAGCACCAAGUGCUGGAAGGCAAGGCCAAUCCCUCUCAUUGGUCCCUUUUCUUCCCAGUAUAAAGACUCUGCCCUUCACCAAGAAAAUAGAAGAGAGGAUGACCCUGAUGCUCCUGACAGCCAAGGCCUGCCAGGCCUUGAAGACUCAAAACCAGAUGUGAUUGAGCAACUGGAACAACAGGGAGCACCUGGGAUGCGAGAAGGCGCUGUCCUAGCAAGCACUUGUCCAGAUUGGGAGACCAGACAUGAAACCAAGGAGUCAACUCUAAGGCUGGGCAUUACUAUGGAAGAGUUGUUCCAGGAAAGAUUAAAAAUGGAUGGUUCCUGUGUCUCCCAGUUGGUAGAAAGCAAGACCAGGUUAGAAAGACAGCAGAGUUAUAAGAAACAUCAUCAUCAAGCAAAAACUUUCCAAAGGGAAAAUUCCAAGAAAUUGAAGCACCAUAAAUGUAAGAAAUAUGAUCAAGGGUCAACUUUUGUUUCCCAACAAAAACUGUACUUUGGAAAGAGUUGCCACCAAUGUGAUAAACAUAGAAAGAGCUUCAGAUUAUAUUAUGACUCAAGUAAGUAUAAUAGAAUCUGUUUGAAGAAGACAUUUUCUAAGUAUGAUAAAAGUGAGAAAUCUUCCAGUUAUAAUUCAGACUUUUUAAAAUGUCAUAGAAUAAAUACUCAAGAGAAACCUCAUGAAUAUAAUGAAGGUAGAAAAACUUAUCAGAGCUCCCUCCCAACAAUCAGCAUUGGAGAGAAACUCCAUAAAUGUAAUGACUGUGGAAUGUCUUUCCUCAAUAGCCUACAACUAAUUGAACAUUGGAGCAUUCAUGCAGGAGAGAAACCUAAUGAAUGUAAUGAAUGUGGAAAGGUGUUUCGUUGGAGCUCAGGACUUACCGAACAUCAGAGAAUCCACACUGGAGAAAAACCUUAUAAAUGUAAUGAAUGUGGGAAGACUUUCAGUCAUAGGUCAUCCCUUACUUCCCAUUAUAGGAUUCAUAGUGGGGAAAAAACUUAUGAAUGUAAUGAAUGUGGCAAGGCCUUCUACUGGACCUCGGAACUUACUAAACAUCAGAGAAUUCAUACUGGAGAAAAACCUUUUGAAUGCAAUGAAUGUGGUAAAGCCUUUCACCAGAGCAUACACCUUAUUCAACAUCAAAGAACUCAUACUGGAGAGAAGCCUUAUAAAUGUAAUGAAUGCGGUAAGGCCUUUGGCCGAAUUGCACUCCUUACUGAGCAUAAGAGAAUUCACACGGGAGAGAAACCUUAUGAAUGUAGUGAAUGUGGAAUGGCCUUCCGGUGGAAUUCAGGACUAACUGAACAUCAGAUAAUUCAUAGAGGAGAGAAACCUUAUGAAUGUACUGAAUGUGGGAAGACUUUCAGUCGUAGGUCAUCCCUUACUUCCCAUCACAGGAUUCAUAGUGGGAAGAAGCCAUAUGAUUGUAAUAAAUGUGGCAAGGCCUUCUACUGGCUGUCAAAACUUACUAAACAUCAGAGAACUCAUACAGGAGAAAAACCUUUUGAAUGCAAUGAAUGUGGAAAGACUUUUAACCGAAAUUUGCAUCUUGUUCAACAUCAGGGAAUUCAUACUGGUGAAAAGCCUUUUGAAUGCAAUGAAUGUGGGAAGGCUUUCAAUCGAAGCAUACAUUUUAUUCAACAUCAAAGAAUUCAUACUGGAGAAAAACCUUAUGAAUGUAAUGAAUGUGGAAAAGCCUUCUGCCAGAGCUCAGGACUUACCAGACAUCAGAAAAUUCAUACUAGAGGCAAACAUUAGACAUUAGACAACAUUAGACAGACAGAUUUCUCAAUGAAUGUAAGAAGGCUUUUUGCCAGAACAAAAAAGCUUACCAAACAUCAGAGAACUAAUUAUUAAUCAGAGAAGGCUUACAAAUGAAAUUUAUGUGGACAGCUUCAUCAUAAGCUAGCCCUUCCAGUAUAGGAUUCAUAUUGGAGAAAAAACUCAUGAGUGUGAUGAGAGUGACAAGGUUUUCCAUAGGAACACAAAUUUAGUUUACAUUGUAGAAUUACUAGUUGAGAGAAUGAAUGUGAGAAAACCUUCCACAGGACCCUACAUUUUAUUGCUCAUCAGAAAAUUCCUACUGGAGAGAAAUCAUAAGGUUUAACAAAUAAUAGUAAUAAAUGUGGGGAAACCGGAAUCAGAAGUAUUACUCAAUAUCAGAGAAUUCAUACUGAGUAAAUUCUUUUUUUUUUUAA
Monodelphis domestica (gray short-tailed opossum) is the source of this 3428-nucleotide messenger RNA. NCBI's taxonomy places the organism in Eukaryota, Metazoa, Chordata, Mammalia, Didelphimorphia, Didelphidae. The record is from RefSeq and is a predicted model, not a curated record.